AUGGCAAUGGCGAAAUAUGCUAUUUUUCAAAGUCGUGGGAAGGAAGCCAAUGGUAAAGUGAAUGAGAUCCAAAACUUCGUUAAUAGUAUACUCCAUUUUGAAAAGGGCGAUCAGAAACUUGGAGGCACCGGUGCUUCUCGAGUCCCGCGUCUUAUCCGUUGGGAGGCGCCACCGACGUCUCGGGUGAAAGUGAAUUCUGAUGGGGCUUAUAAUAAAUCCUCGGGUACGACUUCUACUGGAAGGUGGAGGUCGACAAUGCCAACGUCGUGGGAUUUGCAAAUGAGUAGUAGCAACAGCAGCACCAUGAUGAUUUUAGCUGGAGGCGGUGGCGGCAGCGGUGGUGGCGGGGGCGGAAGGGGAAGUGGAAGCGGUAGCAACGGUGGAUGCGGCCGGUCGUGGCCGUCGACGUCAUCCUCUUCGGCCUCGGGGAAAAGAAUUCAGAAGGAGUUGUCGGAGCUGAAUAUGGACCCGCCACCCGAUUGUGCCGCCGGCCCCAAAGCCGACAAUCUCUACCACUGGGUCGCGACUAUCUUCGGACCGCCUGGGACACCUUAUGAAGGAGGCAUAUUUUUCCUUGAUAUCACAUUCCCCUACGAUUAUCCGUUUAAUCCUCCAAAGGUACCUCACAUUCUCACAGAAAAAUACACCUCGUGUGUGCAGGUUGUGUUCAAAACUAGAAUCUACCACUGUAAUGUUGAUUCUUAUGGAAAUGUUAGUUUGGAUAUGCUGAAUGAUGGAUGGAGCCCAGCUCUUACCAUCUCGAAGGUGCUUUUAGCACUUAGAUCAAUAUUUACCAACCCUGAUGCAUAUAAACCCUUUGUUCCGGGCAUUGCACACUUGAGUGAUCGGGCAAAGCAUGAUGAGCUGGCUGCCGACUGGACUCAACGAUUUGCAAAGUAAAAUGACGUAAAAAGUGGCAGAGCAAUCCAAAUCACCUGGGCUAGAAUUUUCUGGCAGAAAAAAAAAAAAUUAUGUAUGUUUCUCCCAAAAUGCUUACUGCAUGUCGAGAGGGCGAGUUGUUUGAAAGACAAAACCCUAUCAUUUUUUUAUAAGAGAUUAUUCAUAAUCAUUUUUUAUUUUUUUAUUUUUU
Messenger RNA from Striga asiatica, 1090 nucleotides. The record is from the annotation of a GenBank genome assembly. Lineage: Eukaryota; Viridiplantae; Streptophyta; Magnoliopsida; Lamiales; Orobanchaceae.